Cololabis saira (Pacific saury) is the source of this 3005-nucleotide messenger RNA. RefSeq names its product UPF0524 protein C3orf70 homolog B. NCBI's taxonomy places the organism in Eukaryota, Metazoa, Chordata, Actinopteri, Beloniformes, Belonidae. Bases 345 to 1256 code for a protein of 303 amino acids. The record is from RefSeq and is a predicted model, not a curated record. The transcript has 2 exons.
AAUCAGCCUGAAGUUCAGAGCAAGGCGGCGCACAGCUGAGGAGAGCAGCUCCGACGCGAGAGGAGGAUGGAGAGACGCGCGGACCGCGGCCGUGGGAGGCUGUGAAUGUGACAUUACACGUCGCCGAAUGACGCCCCUUCCACUUUGACAGGAUAUGCAUGAUCCACCCUUUGCACGAUCGCCAACCCCGGAGCUCUGGAUCCAGACACGCACACAGCGCCGUGUUUUUCUGCGCGGACCGUGACAAACCUCCCUCCCUCCCCGACGUUUUUUAUGCUUUAGUUUACCCAGCGUGAUUGAUCGAGUGUUGGGGGGUUUGGAUUUUGGAUCCAGGCAAUGUUGGCAUGGCCGCUUCGGGAGUACAUAAGUGUCCGAAGAGCGAGAAGUUGGACGAGGCGCAGGCUCUGGCCAGGAGCUGCGCGGGGAGACCAGACUUCCUCCCGUGCGACGGACUCUCCAUCUGCGCGACGCACAGCCACGGGAAGUGCUUCAAGCUGCACUGGUGCUGCCACUUGGGCUGGUGUCACUGCAAGUACGUGUACCAGCCCAUGACCAAUGUGUGCCACCUGCCCAGCACCACUGUGCCGCCCGUGGGCUCGGAGUGCAGUAACACCAUCGACCUGUCUGCCUCGCUGGCAGAGCGCUUCCUGAAGCUGGCCCCCAGCUUCCAGUCCCCGCCUCACCUGGAGUCUCCCAAGUACUGCGUCAUCGCAGACCUGUUUGUGGACGACUAUGUCGUCAAGCGCAUCAAUGGGAAGAUGUGUUACGUUCAGCGGCCCCCGCCUCCCUUACCAGAACCGCCUCAGCCACCGACGCCUCCCCCGCCUGCUCCGGCUACACCUCAGAUGCCCCUAAAUACCAAUCAGCCUCGGCAACCGGUCAAUCCGCCGCUGCCGCCGCCACCACUCACGACUCAGCACUCACCUGCGCCGGUGCAGCCGGUGCAGCCGCUUCAGCCGCUUCAGCAGGUGUACAGUGAACACAAACAUCCCUCCCCCGUUGAUAAGAUAAAGGGUCCCAAAAUGGACCACUGCUCCUCUCCGUCCAGCUCCGAGGACUCCGGCAUUAACGCGCUGGGCCUGCACUACCUGGAGUCCUGUGAGGAGGAGAGUGAGGAAGAGGAGGAGGAUGAAGACGAGCUGAGCACAGACGGAAACUCGAGCCCUGGCAGCCUCUGGGAUCAGGACGACUGUUCUCUUCUCUCUCCUUCCAAGUCUAUGAUAGAGAUCAUUGAAAAGAUCGAAACAACUGUGUAACUGACACGGCGUCGGCAUGGACGCCAUCUGUGAAGAAGAUCUACAGGGCUUGGAUUUAAUUUACACGGACCAAUAAGGAGCGUACCCCCUGCCUGUGGCUCUUCUGAAGGCUUUGCAGAGUUGUUUUGGGCUGAAUUAGUUUUCCUGCAGGUGGCCGAGGAUUGUACACCCACAAUCUCACGCAGCCUCUACUCUCCUCAAUUCUCCUGCAUGGGAUUCAUUUCAAGAACUUCUUAGAAUAAAGGAAGAAGCACAAGAAUAUCAAGUACAUUCACAGUGGACCAGAAAGACCUCCUCUACAUGGUCUCAUGGUGAAAAAGCUAAAAUAGAAAAGAGUUUAGAGUAGGUGCACAUGAGAAGAUGGUAAGAAAACAAAAAGAGAGAUGUUUCUGUAGGUGUAUUACUGAAGCUAAGUCAUAUAUGAACAAAGAUGGUAGGUUUUGUGAUGAUAAUGAGCAGUUAGGUAAUUCUUAGUGUUUUCCAGUUGUCGGUCUGUCGGACUCUAGUGUAAUUCAGAAUUCAAGUGGCAAAUAAGCACGUCAUCCCUUGUUCUCUGCUGAGUGGCUCCACCCACACACGCGUUAGUAAUUCUGACACUUCAGCAUAAUGACGGCAAGGCCGGCUACCUCUCACUGGGCCUAAAGCACAUCAGCCUUUUAACCCCUUAAUUAGCCGGCUCUGGGCGGCCGCGACGCACCUGCUUUCGUUGCAUUAAGCAGUUUUGUCGGCACUUUUGCCGACGCCGUCGCAGGCGGCGGGUACUGUAGGUCGGUAUUUGACAAUCAAGGAUUACACGGAAGCACAUUCCUAUACUGAACCUGCCAGCGAGGACCAAGGUUAUUUCUAAAACCAAUUAUCAGGCAUUAACAUGUUGUUCUUCUGACCACCUUUUCUGGUCAGUGCAGACUGGACCGCAGUUCUGUUCAGGGCUAAAAGAGGCGUCAGGCCAAGCUCUGACCUCUGUUAGGAGCUGAGACAUGAAAAAAAGCACGGACGCGUCUCUGGCACAUACACAGUGACAAAGUUAGGGGAGACACCACGCUAGAGACUAGUAAGAUCCAUGAUGUAAAGGAAAUAUAUACCUAAUUUAUUCAUAUUAACCUAUAUUAUAACACGCCUGCAUUGUUAUUUGCGUCUGGGGUUCUUGAGUGUGAAAUGACUAGACUAGUGUAUCACACUUAUUUGUGUUAUUGGGCAGAAAUGAUCACUUAGUGCACCUUUUUCAAGUGAGAUUACAGUAUGAGGUGGGAUGCUGUGUUGUGAUAUGUUGAUUGAUAUGAUUUCGAAAAAAAGUCAGCGCCCUCAUUCAUCAGUAAAAUGAAGCAAGGCUGGAUAUUUUUCAUAUUUAUUUUUUUCAGUGACAAAUGAGUCAAAUGAGUCAUCUGCAAAAAAAAUGACCAACAAACCAAAAUUCUCAUUAGAUUAGUAAGUAUUACUGCGUACUGUAAGUACUUUAAGCACUAGCUGUUAAAGUAGGAGUCAUGUUGCAUGACUACAUUAAUUCCCUCUUGUCAAAGAUACAAUUUAGCAAAUUUCGUGACUCGCCGUAUCCAAGCAGCAUUCAAAUCUGACAUAAGUUGUUCAAAUAAAGUGUUUUUUGUUGUUUUUUUUCAAGUUGUGGGACAGCUCUUGACAUUACACUUAACAAGAGUCCCUCCUAAUGCAGAUUAAAACAUGUCAUCUUCUUAUUAUUGUUAUAUUAUUUUCAUAUGAAUAAAUCUUAAUAAAAUAGAUUUUUCUCUCUCUUAA